This is a messenger RNA of Schistocerca nitens (vagrant locust), 1891 nucleotides long. RefSeq names its product 2-aminoethylphosphonate--pyruvate transaminase-like. The transcript has 8 exons. Gene Ontology annotation, molecular function: 2-aminoethylphosphonate:pyruvate transaminase activity. The coding region runs from base 122 to 1273 and encodes 383 amino acids. Lineage: Eukaryota; Metazoa; Arthropoda; Insecta; Orthoptera; Acrididae. Gene Ontology annotation, biological process: organic phosphonate catabolic process. The record is from RefSeq and is a predicted model, not a curated record.
UCACCAUUUGUGUAGAUAACUAGCCAGUCUCAAUUAAUAAGGCAUUGCCCCCAUAUAUCCUGCUGAUGAAAAGAGUUGUGAAGUAUUUCUUAAAACACAGAGCAGAACAGUUCUUACACACAUGGCCAACACAUUCACAUAUAUUGAGAAGAAACUGUUCACCCCAGGUCCACUAGGAUGUAGCAAACCAGUGAAAGAAGCCAUGUUAUUUGAUCUUGGCUCUAGAGACACACAAUUUAUUAAUGUUAUCAAAGAGAUCAGGCAGUCUCUUCUGGAAAUUACAGGAGCAUCACCAGAUGAGUACACAGCCAUUCUCCUGCAGGGGAGUGGAACAUACAGUGUGGAGGCGGCACUGCAGAUGUGUGUUCCGAGACCGGGAGGAAGGUUACUAAUUGUGUCAAAUGGAGCAUAUGGAAAGCGAAUGAAGACCAUCUGUGACACUGCAGAGAUUCCUGCAGAUCUCCUUGACUUUCCAGAAGAUGGUGCUUUUGAUGUAAAGAAGGUGGAAAAAUUUAUCUCUGAAAGCCAGCAUGUUUACUCUGCAGUGUCAGCUGUCCACCUGGAGACAAGUUCUGGUGUAAUAAACCCAGCAGCUGAGUUGGGAAAAGUAUUAAUGCAGCUACAAAAGAGGCCUCUCUUUAUCUUGGAUGGUAUGAGUAGCAUAGGUGGUGUCUCAUUUACACUGGAUAAUCCUGCAUCACCUGAUGUUCUGGUUACAUCUGCUAACAAGUGUCUGCAGUCUGUGCCUGGCUGUGCCAUCAUCAUUGCAAGAAGAGCUGUAUUUGAGCAGUGCAAAGGAAAUUGUCGCAGCUUGAGCUUAGACUUGUGCUCACAGCUGGAUGGCUUGGAUACAUGUGGACAAUUUCGAUUUACACCCCCCACACAUUGUCUUCUUGCACUACACAGAGCUCUUGGAGAACUGAAAUCUGAAGGUGGAGUAUCUGCCCGAGUGAAAAGGUAUCGUGAGAACUGCCAAACUUUACAACAUGGAAUGGAGCUACUGGGAUUCCAGAAACUGGUUAAGUUGCCGAAGCAUGAAAGCCAUAUUAUAACUUCAUAUCUCUGCCCCAAGCAUCCCAACUUUGAUUUCAACACUUUCUACUCUCAUCUGAGCAAUAAAGGACAAGUCAUCUAUCCUGGAAAAGUGACAAAUGCAGACAGCUUUCGGAUUGGAAACAUAGGAGACCUUUACCAAAAGGACUUGCAGCAUCUGGUAUCUUGCAUUAAGGCUGUACUCACUGAUAUGGGGGUACCUCUGCCAGUGAGGUAUUAAUUCCAAAAGAUGGUACUGCUACCAUCUACCAUGUUGUUGUUGUCUUCGGCCUGAAGACUGGUUUGAUGCAGCUAUGCUACCAUGGUGGGGCAACAAAAGACCCCCAGAUGUCAAAUAAAUAAUUUUCUUCCGAACGAUAUACGUGAAUAAAAUGAAACAGUACUAGCGCAUGCAUACAAGUAUUAACUUUUGUAAAUCAAUAAAAGAAAUAAAUUUUCUUCAACAGAAACAAACAAUUUCCAGUGGUAUUAAAAGUUUUACUAUGUCUUUCAUCGGUUGAAAGCAGAGACAUAACAUGUAGGGAACAACAGUGAGGUUACAAAGCUUUUUUUACUAUAUGAACACACACAAGAUGGCUUAAUACUAAUUGAUAUUUUUGGCAGUAAAACUACAAGCAAUGAUUGUUAAAUGCAUUUGAAAGAGAAUGAACUAAGAAUAGCUCAGACUGACCUCCCCUAAGCAUUCCCUCUUUGCAUUUCUGCACAACAUAGUGGAUAUGAAUAAGUACUUAUGCUCUUUGUUAAGGCAGUAUUCAUGCUGUUUACACUGUGCCGUUAAUGUAUUUUCACCUUUCUAUUGAAAUGGAAGGCCAUAAUAAAAUUUCAAACUUAAUCUCAA